UCCCGAUCUGAAUUGGCAGAGCGUUCUUCCACCAACUCUUCUACUGUGGAUGAACCAGCUACUCCAAUUGUGGGCGAAGACGCGGCCAACGUGGAAGUCGUUCGACUUCGUGGAGCGGCUGCGACUGUUCCAUUCGAUAAGGGAACAGAUUGUCCAAUAAAACGCUUUAAGACGGUCAUUCCGCCUGCCACCGGCACCUCACCUCCCUAUGGAAAGUAA
Molecule: messenger RNA, 219 nt
Organism: Hydatigera taeniaeformis
Lineage: Eukaryota; Metazoa; Platyhelminthes; Cestoda; Cyclophyllidea; Taeniidae
Source: the annotation of a GenBank genome assembly